UUAGUUCCUUCAAGCUUCCUCAUCCUAUGAAGCACCCUCUCUAAAGUCGACCCAAAAGACGAAGCUAGCACUUGCUUAGCAGAUCGCCGACUCGAUUUCCCAUUGUUCAGUAGUUUCUACAGGCAGUACAAAUUGACGGAAGGCACUGCUGAAAAAAGGUUUCAAUGGCGACGUCUGAAGAGAAUAGUGCAUUGUUCCCAAUCUUUAUUUUGACAAUAAUGGCACUGCCUUUAGUGCCUUAUACAAUUCUUAAGCUCUGCCGUGCCGCUUCAAAGAAGGCAAAGAUUAUACAUUGCCAGUGUUCUGAAUGCUCCCGUUCAGGGAAGUAUCGCAAGUCAAUAUUCAAGCGGAUAGCAAAUUUCUCCACAUAUAGCAACUUGACACUAGUACUUCUUUGGAUCUUCAUGUUCGUAUUGGUCUAUUACAUUAAAAAUAUAAGCCGCGAGAUUCAAGUCUUUGAGCCGUUUAGUAUUCUGGGACUGGAAACUGGGGCUUCGGAUGUGGAUAUAAAGAAGGCAUACAGGAGACUUUCUAUCCUAUACCAUCCAGAUAAAAAUCCGGAUCCAGAGGCCCACAAAUAUUUCGUGGAGUUCAUAUCUAAGGCUUAUCAAGCUUUGACAGAUCCAAUAUCCCGUGAGAAUUAUGAAAAAUAUGGCCAUCCAGAUGGCAAGCAGGGGUUUCAAAUGGGAAUUGCACUCCCUCAAUUCUUACUAAAUAUCGAUGGGGCAUCUGGUGGGAUACUUUUACUGUGGAUUGUUGGAGUUUGUAUUAUCUUGCCUUUGGUAAUAGCCGUUAUAUAUCUUUCAAGGUCGUCCAAAUACACUGGAAACUAUGUCAUGCGUCAGACACUUUCCACAUAUUAUUACUUCAUGAAGCCUUCUUUGGCACCAAGCAAAGUAAUGGAUGUCUUCAUUAAGGCAGCUGAGUAUGUGGAAAUGCCAGUUCGUAGGACUGAUAAUGAUCCUCUUCAGAAGAUAUUUGGACUAGUUAGGAGUGAGUUGAAUCUUGACCUUAAGAACAUUAAACAAGAGCAGGCGAAGUUUUGGAAGCAACAUCCAGCCCUUGUUAAAACACAAUUGUUGAUCCAAGCUCAAUUAACUCGUGAAUUUGCCAACUUGCCUCCACCCUUGGACAGUGACUUUAAACAUGUGCUGGAACUUGCUCCUCGCCUUCUUGAAGAAUUAAUGAAGAUGGCACUGAUCCCACGGAACGUCCAAGGACAAGGAUGGCUACGUCCUGCAACUGGGGUCAUUGAGCUCUCACAAUGUAUCAUUCAGGCUGUUCCUCUUAGUUCAAGAAAGGCCACUGGAGGAUCCUCCGAUGGUAUUGCACCAUUUCUACAGCUGCCGCAUUUCAGCGAGGCUGUUGUCAAGAAGAUAGCCCGUAAGAAAGUGAGAGCGUUUGAGGACCUUCAGAAGCUGACUCAAGAAGAGCGUGCCGAGCUGCUUGCGCAGGUGGGUGGUUUCUCGCCGGCUGAAGUACAAGAUGUUGAAACGAUGCUGGAAAUGAUGCCUUCCGUUACAGUUACUAUCUCAUGUGAAACAGAAGGUGAAGAGGGUAUCCAAGAGGGUGAUACUGUCACCAUUCAAGCUUGGGUGACACUCGAACGCCGUAAUGGGCUGGUGGGUGCUCUCCCACAUGCUCCCUACUACCCCUUUCACAAAGAAGAAAACUUCUGGUUCCUACUUGCAGACCCAAACUCGAACAAUGUUUGGUUUUACCAGAAGGUUAGUUUCAUGGAUGAGGCUACGGCCAUAACUGCAGCUUCCAAGGCAAUCGAAGAACAAAUGGAGGGAUCUGGAGCAAGUGUGAAGGAAACUAGUGCUGCAGUUAGGGAAGCGGUAGAAAAGGUAAAAGCGGGAUCGAGAUUGGUUCUAGGCAAGUUCCAUGCCCCAGCUGAGGGGAACUACAAUUUGACUUGUUACUGCCUGUGUGAUUCUUGGAUUGGUUGCGAUAACAAGACAAAUCUGAAAUUGAAGAUAUCAAAACGAACCCGUGCGGGUACCCGUGGUGGCUUUAUUGCAGAAGAAGGACCAAGUAUGGAGGAUGGAAUUGAAGAGGAAGAGGAAAAUGAUGAAGAAGAAUAUGAUGAUUACGAGAGCGAGUACAGCGAAGACGAAGCUGAUGAACAAAAUGUGAAAAAGAAGGGCCCUGUUGCCAAUGGAAAAGCGCAUAAACAGCAGAGUUCAAGUUCAGAAGGCUCUGGUUCUGAUGAUGAAUGAAAAACAAUUCUGUUUUUUUUUAGUGAGACAACAACCCAAACCUCUUUCCCCUCCCUGCCCUACCACAUGAUAGUGCAUUAGAAUUUUGUUCUCUAUAUACCACUUUAGAAGUUUUACGGUAAUGAGAUUGACUUUAAUACAGAAUAUGCACGAGUUUCGAAUCAUAUUUAUUAUCCUUUUUUU
Molecule: messenger RNA, 2405 nt
Organism: Cucurbita maxima (winter squash)
Lineage: Eukaryota; Viridiplantae; Streptophyta; Magnoliopsida; Cucurbitales; Cucurbitaceae
Product: dnaJ protein ERDJ2A-like
Exons: 12
Coding region: 165-2222 (685 amino acids)
Biological process (GO): post-translational protein targeting to endoplasmic reticulum membrane; SRP-dependent cotranslational protein targeting to membrane
Cellular component (GO): Sec62/Sec63 complex
Molecular function (GO): transmembrane protein transporter activity; RNA binding
Source: RefSeq, a predicted model, not a curated record